ACAAGAGUUGUUCAGUUUAGUUUUAGGUUUUAGUGAGUGACGGUGUCUCUCGAGGGACUGAAAGAGAGUGUGUGCAUUUCAUUGAAUCAUCGAAGUACAUACGCACAGAGAAUUACUCAUUACCGGAAACUUUAUUGGACGUGGGAAGAGAAUUCAUACUUUUUUACAUCGAACUACGCGUCGUCGCUAUAAAUUGAUUCGACAGAACGAACGAUAAUGGAUUCCACGCAGAGAGACACCGUCACAACGAGUAAUUCAUUUACCACAUCCCCGACGGGGAUGUCGUCGACGAGCGGCGGUCAAGUCGUUCCCCAGAUCCGGGCAGAAGCGAACCCGGUGAAUCGAAAACGUCGGAUGACAGAACAGCCGCCGUCACAAACCCCGAAAGCACCUCGACAAGGCUUGGUAAAUCCAGUGGAUGAUCAAACGAAUCGAGCAACAGAUCUCCCCGAGAUCGGGGCUGACGAGUCCCUCCACGAUUACAUCAGACUGACCAAAAAACCGCCGGUGCAUCCAGACGUUCCUGGUAAACGUCAACUGGAGGUGCAGAAUUCAAAUCGAAAGAAUGACUCAGCGAGACUCAGAAAGACUAUUCAGUGGUUGGAAGACGGGGCGAGAAGACUCCGCGAAGAUCUCGCCGAUGCAAGAUCCGAACUCAACGAGGAAAGAAGAGCCUCAAAAAUCUUCAAACGUGAUGUUGAAAUUGCCCUGCGUGAGGCAAGAUAUGAGGAAGCUGUCAAGCACCAGAGGAUCAUUAACGAAUUGAAAUUACGAUUGGCGCAAUUGCCAUCAAGAGGACCUGAUCCAAUCAAUCUGAAUAAUGCCAGAGGUGAAAUGCUGAAGGAUGAGAAUCACAGGCGUGAAAUAACAAUUGCCAAAAAAAGACUCGCUGAGGCGGAUGAGACGAUACGAAAGCUCAGGUCAAGCUCACUUGAUCUUGGUAGUACCGACAUGAAUAAAAGACGGAAGUUGAAUGCCCCUGACAUUCAGAGAAUGGAUCAUGAGAUUAAACGACUCCGUGAGACCAAUAAACGACUUGAGGACAAGCUGCAAAUUGUGACGGAAGCUGAGAGAGUCCGUACUUUUGAGCUGCGAGCCCAACACGAGAAUCACGAAGCCGAGAUAUGUGCUCUCAAGAAAGCACAACGUACAGAUACCAUUAGAAUGAUGGAGGUGAUAAGGAGCAAAGAGAGAGAUAUCGAAAAACUGGAGAAACUUGCGAAGCGAAAAUUGAGGGCCCGGGAGACAGAACUGAUGAGAAAACUGCGGGAGAGCGAAAGGGGUCACCAGAUUCGGUUGGGGCCGCCGAUUGAAGAUAAAAUAAAUCGACAUCGAAAUACUGACCCAUGUAAAGAUGACUACGACGUGGGUGAAAUGGAGCGUCUCCGAGAGGUGGCGAUAGAGCAACAAGAGAUAAUUGAAUUUCUCCGGCAAGCCCUGAAGGAACGUGAGCGUAAACUAGACCAACUCUCCAACAAAAAGCGCAAAGAAGAAUUCUACAAGCAAUGGCUGGAGCUCGAGCCAGUGGCAGAGGUCGAUGAUGAAGAGGAACAGGAAGAGGGUGACAGCGCCCUCUCAAGCGCGCCCUCUUCUUUAUCGCCUCAACCCUGCGGUCACUGGCAGUCUAACGGAGUUUCCCGUGAGACUUACGAAGGACUUCUCCUGGAGUUCGAGGAACUCCAGACAAAAUACAUCGAGGCACAGCAGGAAUUGUCCCACGCUAAGAGUCAAGUCCGCGAUUUGGAGCAGGCGUUGCUGCAGGAGACUCGAGGAAGUCAGAAUAGCCGACGAGUACUCAGCGAUAAGCUGAAGGAAACUGAAGAGCGAGAGUCAUGUUUGCAGGCGGAGAUAUCAGAACUGCGGGAGCAAAAUGAAUUACUCGAAUUUCGUGUGCUGGAACUUGAGGAGACUGGUGGUCCGAGGGAGUCCCCUGACACAGCUGACAGUGGCAUUGUGUCACCCGAACCCAAUCAGCUCUUCAAGGAGCCAAAUACCAAGCAACAUCGUGCAAUUGCAACCGUCAUACCAUACAACACGUACACCCAAUCAUUGUCACCGGUACCAGUUCAAAAGCCACCGCUGUCCCUUCAGGAAAGCGGAAUAUUUGAGGAUGAUGAUGAUCAGGUGGAAUGGGCUACUUGUGGUACGCAGACUGAAACCCCCUCCGGUGAUCUUUUGCAGGAAGUCCAGAGACUUCAGGAACUCCGUGAAAGGAUCCAGGAGAGGGCAGUCAAGGUACCUUUGGAGAGUUUAGAGACUGAAGAUCGUUUGACCUCUUACAAGGAACGAAUUCAAGAUCUGGAGGAACGAUUGGCCAUUUACGAAGCCGCUGAGAUUACGAGAUCGAAUGAUCAAUUGCUAGCGAAACAGAGAGAGGAAGAUGUUCUUGACGAGAACUACAAGCUCACGGAGAGGAUCUACUGGCUGGAGAAUGAAUUGAGAAAUCUUCAGGAGGCAGGGCGGGAUGUUAUUGACAUUGGGACCAUGACGGAUAGGAUUUCAAAUUUUGAGAAAACCACGGAUGAGAAGAUUACAAUCAGUGAUCUUUCAGCAUCCUCACCUUGUGGAAGGAUCUUUCAUGACGUUUUGAAGGAGAUUGAUCAUUCCAGGAGCUUCGCAAUGGCGAGAGUUGACGGAACUCCAUGGAAUGACCGCACCGAACCAGAAGCAAUGUGCGACGAAUGCAAUAUCAUGAGAAGCAAUUACAAUGAACAAAUCCACCGAUUUGUCAUCGCCGAAGAUUCUUUUCGACAGAGAAUCAUUGAUUUGGAGAGGAGAGAGUUCGCUUUCGUCAAGACUCUUCAGAAAGUCGAUGCCACGUGGACCCAACUUGAACUGUCCCACGCUUCAAACCUGACCGCAUGUCAGCAGGAACUUGAGAAUAAGGUUCAUGUCAAUCAGCAGAUGCUGGAUAGAAUCUACAGUCUCGAAGAGAUGAUUCGGAAUCAUGUGUGCGAGGGACACUCCACGGAUUUCGAUGAAGUCGACAUGAAGCGGAAAGAAGCCAUGGAUGAAGGCGUUCAAACGGAUGAAUUCAUGGAGACUGAUGAACCCUUUGUUAAAGCUGGAGUUGAUCGAUCUACGCAGGCUGAAGAGACUGAUUGGAAUAGGGACAUGCACACCGGAGAUGCCAUCCGAAAUUGUUCUGGCCAAAUAAUAGCGGAACUAGCGUGUGAGGCUCGAGAAGAUGAGGCUAUGCAAUCAUCAGUGUCACGAAUUCUCGUACAGCCUGAUGAAACCACUGCCAAUGAUCUUGUCAAACUAACCGAGUCUGAUACGGAUAAGAAGGUUAGAAAAUGGCGAAAUGGCGGACAUGAACGAGAUGGCUGGGUGAUGAGAGUGAGAAAUACGUCGAAGGGUAGUCGUAGUGUUAAAAACGUCAGGGCAGUUGUUAACGGUCAUCGUUUUGUUCUUUACCAGGAGAUUUGCGUUUAGUUUCUCUAUUUUGUUUACAUUUCACUCAGUGAAAGAACUGUCACAAAUUCUUUAUAACGAAAAACAAAAACAAAUUAAUCACUUAUGAAUCCAGCCUGAACUCAUUUCGUCAGCAUUUUCAAAUCCGUGUGAAAAUUUGAUUGUUGAUAACGUGACUCGAGUGCAUUGUACUUGAUAAGUCAAAUUCCAAUGGAUCGAGAAGAGAAAUUUAAUGAAAAAAUAGGUCUCGCAUGCGCCACGAGAACUAUGAGACUGCAAAUAUAUUUCUUGAUGGAGGAAAAUGGAUUGAUGAGGAUGUGCUAGAACUCAUGCGGCUUGGCUGGCUUCGUGACUGGCCCAAGAUUGUUUACUUUCGUUGGAGAUGAGAGAUCUGUCCUAUUUUUUUUUUGCGGUGACUGUUAUCGUCGAGGCUGUGGUUUAGCUAUUACAUCAACAUUAUCACGUGACCAGCACAAACUCCCGACAUUUUGAUGAAACAAAACUGUUCUUUUUUUAACAACUCUGAGGACAAUAUACUGCUGGCGCUGCUUGGUGCAACCAAGUGAUGACCAGGAACGGUACGUCCUACCGCAAAGGACACCCCAACGAUCGUAAAACUCAAAUUUAAACGCCAAAUACCGCCAUCCAACUAUAAAAUUCCCCCGAAAUUCCAUCCGAUUUACGAGAAUUCUAUUUCACCCAUUCAAAAAUAUCGUAUUUCAACAUCUACUACAGCGAUAUCACGAAUUGAAUCUCAUCGAACGCCACGAAAGAAAAAAAAAUACCCAAAAGGUCCCAAAAAAUGACGAAUAAUUACACUACAUACUCGAAAAAAAAUGUGUGUUUAUGUAUUCAUUUAUGUUACGUUUGAUUUUUUCUCAAUUUUCCAGUUGACUCUGUAUUUAUGCAUGUCAUCCCUAUGAAAAUAUUAUAUCAAAUCAUCCACCUUGCCCCGAUUUCGAUGAUUGAGAUAGGUUAGGGUUCAGGUAAUCUCUAGUCGAUUUUUACCGAUAUCAAAGUUUAUAAGCGACUCCGAAGAUCUGUACUAGCGUUUGAUUUAAACUUUUUGUCGAAACAUUUGAACUAGUUUAACGUUAUUUUAAUUAUGUUUGCAUGAUUAUGAUUAAUUCCAAUAAAAGAACAUGCUCAUCAUA
Molecule: messenger RNA, 4568 nt
Organism: Fopius arisanus
Lineage: Eukaryota; Metazoa; Arthropoda; Insecta; Hymenoptera; Braconidae
Product: janus kinase and microtubule-interacting protein 3
Exons: 9
Coding region: 217-3435 (1072 amino acids)
Source: RefSeq, a predicted model, not a curated record